AUGCAGCGUGGGUCGCAGGCCGAGGCACGACGUGCCGCCGGCCUACCCGUGCUGCCCCGUGAAGUGAUGUACCGUAUCGUACAUGCAUUGUCGCAUCCAGCCUCUGAAGGGGACGCGGCUAGUGUCCAAGCGCUGUUGCGGCUCAGUGCCGUGUGCCACAUCGUUCGUGACUGGGCCUUGUCCGCGUUGUACGAUGUCCUUGUCCUCCCACGGCAUGUGCGUGACUUUCGCAAAUGGUAUGCACGGAUGCGCGCUGCACAGCCGCCCUUCCCCAGCAUUGGCUACGUACGUGCUCUAUUUGUGGGCAUUGAUGAUAUUACACGGCUUACACAGACCUCAGCAGGCUGGGAAUCUGAACUCUUGCGGUUCUUGCACUACCAUGGCUCGACCAUCGAGUACCUCUCUCUGUGGCAGACUGAAUCUCGCGCUUUACUGCGUGAUGCAGCGCAAGUGAGUGGCCAGCACAGUCAUGCUGCCUGGGCGGUCGGUGAGCACCUGUUUGACGAGGCACCCGCCGCGGCGCCCGAGCCUUCUUCGUCCCACUGGGAAGACCAAGAUAUGCCCCAGUGGCUCCGCGACGAGCUGGCACAUGCCCCUACCGACCAAGUCGCGCGACAACACAUGGCCCAUUUCCCUCUCGUUCCACGGGCCGCACCUCAACCACUCGCAUGGCGUCAACGUCCUCGACCACGGCUGUGCACGCCGCGGUGCUUGAGUAUUGUUAUGCAUUAUCCAUUUUACGAAAAUGAACGGCCUGACCUCUUUGCCAAAAUGAUCGUAUGGUCGUGUGUGGAAGAGCUCGAUGUGUACGUCCCUAUGGAACUGGACAAAUCUCUUCAGCUUCUUUCUACGUUGAUCCACACGCCCACACGGCGCCUACGUAUUUCAUCCGCACAUACCACGCUGGCCAUUGAGAGUCUUGCCUCUGCGCCCUGGUCCAAUGCCUGUGACGUUCUUGCCCAUCUCCUUCGUCACGCUACCCUACACGAAGCUUUGCUGCAAGAGAUGCGAGGCCGUGGCGUGUCAGCACCCGAGGUCCUUCGUGCUGCCUGCCUUCGCCAUCUCGCACAGAUGCCGGCAGCAGCCGCAGACAUCCCCCCGCCUACCAUACCUGGACUGCGUCUCUGCUUCACGUCCCCCCACCAGGCGGUUUGGGGCAAGCUUCGGCAUCGAUUGUGGGACUUUCGUGAGCGCGCUCAGUAUGGCGAAGAAGGUGCCUGGGCCGAAUUACUACGGUCACCUACGUAG
This is a messenger RNA of Malassezia pachydermatis, 1248 nucleotides long. RefSeq lists its product as hypothetical. The record is from RefSeq and is a predicted model, not a curated record. Lineage: Eukaryota; Fungi; Basidiomycota; Malasseziomycetes; Malasseziales; Malasseziaceae. Bases 1 to 1248 code for a protein of 415 amino acids. The transcript is spliced from 2 exons.